Betta splendens (Siamese fighting fish) is the source of this 1320-nucleotide messenger RNA. It is a transcript of the gene ognb, whose product is annotated as osteoglycin, paralog b. The coding region runs from base 231 to 1040 and encodes 269 amino acids. The record is from RefSeq and is a predicted model, not a curated record. NCBI's taxonomy places the organism in Eukaryota, Metazoa, Chordata, Actinopteri, Anabantiformes, Osphronemidae. The transcript has 7 exons. Gene Ontology annotation, molecular function: protein binding.
CGUUUUAUCUACAAUUUACCACCCAGCACAUUGCUAUUGGCCGGUUUAACAGGAUUUCGACCGACACUCGCUACACCGGCCGAAGCCCUCCCGGGUCAAGUUUUUAUGCCAUCCUCCAAUGCUGCUACACAAUUCUGCCAGCUUAAUAGAACCUGGCCGGAAAAUUUUCCUCCUCACAGUUUCAAGCCUUGCAGACAGCAACCUCUUCGCUCAGCCUUGACUAAGACACCAUGAUACAGUUAAGGACUUUUAUAUUUACAUCUGUUAUGAUCCCGUGGAUACUUUCCUCUACAGUCAACAACAAAUACAUGGACACGAGAAAAUCUAAGAGGGAUGUUGAGAUCUUUGACAAUUACGAUGUUCCCCAAGUAUCAAACACUGACCAGAAAGUAGCUAAAAAACCCAAAGAAAUGCCAACAUGUCUGCUGUGUGUUUGUCUGAUUGGAUCUGUUUACUGUGAGGAAGUGUCACCUGAAAUGUCUGCUGUCCCCACUCUGCCGAAGGAAACCACGUAUCUCUAUGCACGUUUCAACAAAAUCACAAAAAUAAGCAACCAUGACUUUGCAAACAUGGCUACGUUAAGGAAAAUUGACCUAACUGGAAAUCUCAUCACGGAGAUACAAGAUGGAGCUUUUUUGAAACUUCCCAAUCUCGAGGAGCUCAAUCUUGCAGAAAACAGACUGACUAAACUCCCUACGCUUCCCACUAAACUAUACUUAUUUGAUGCAAGUAACAACAGGCUUAAAACCCAGGGAGUGAAGGCAACGAUUUUUAAAAAACUCACAAGGCUGACAUAUCUCUACCUUGGAAACAACAAACUGAUUGCAGUACCGCAGCUUCCAGAAUCCCUUCAAGUUGUGCACCUGCAAUAUAACAAGAUAUCCACAAUCACAGAUGAGACAUUCUGCGACGGUAACGACAGUUACUACAUCCGGACCAACAUGGAUGAGGUGAGACUGGAAGGGAACCCCAUCAAGCUGUCGCUGCACCCAAACAGCUUCAUCUGUCUACAUGCUCUCCCUAUUGGAUGGUACGACUGAAUCUGGCGAAGCGAGUUUCUUACAGAGGUAAACCUUAGAGGAUGUGAUAUAAAGAUGUAGAUGCAAGAGUUUGUCUUGGUUUUUAUCACCUUCCAGAACAGAACAUCCUUGUUAUAUCGUUACACUUUGGCCUGUUGACAGGUUGCACUGUGGCAUUUUUAAUGUAUCGAUAGUCAUACUCAUACAGGACUCGCUGUGAUUAUCAUUACAUCAUACUCAUUAUCUCAGCUGUGCCUGAAAACCAUAUAAACAAUAAAAUGUGCAUGCUAGAAGUUCUCCA